GCAGACCUAAGGGAGAACAGUCUUGCUGUUGGUAGAGCGUGUUAAUUGAAAGCAUGUUGGCUACCAAGCUGUCCCGGCCUCUCCUGAACUUCUCUGUGAAAGCCCUGAAUUUCAAGGACCCAGGGAACGGCUUCAGGCCUGUGCAAAGAUUUUGCUUCCCUCACUUGUCCCCAUGUGGCAGCCGCUCUUAUGCAAGUGAAGUCGAUCAGAUUGGCAGCAGAGCUGUGCUUAUAACAGGUUGUGACUCAGGGUUUGGAUUUGCCUUGGCCAAGCACCUGCAUGCCAAAGGCUUCAUUGUUUACGCUGGCUGCCUGCAAAAGGAUAAGGGAGAUGGGGGCUCCAAGGAUCUGGACAACAUGAACAGUGAUCGAAUGAGAACCGUCCAGCUCAACGUCUGUGACAGCAAAGAAGUGGACCAAGCAGUGGAGCACGUGAAUAGCAGCCUGGAGGACCCAGAGAAAGGGCUCUGGGGGCUGGUUAACAAUGCCGGGAUCUCCACAUUUGGGGAAGUCGAGUUCACCAGCAUGGACACCUACAUGGAGGUAGCUGAAGUGAACCUGUGGGGGACUGUGCGAACCACCAAGGCAUUCCUCCCCCUCAUCCGGAGGUCAAAGGGUCGCGUGGUGAACAUCAGUAGCAUGAUGGGUCGGAUGGGCAGUCCUGCCCGGUCACCCUACUGCAUUACCAAGUUUGGUGUGGAAGCCUUCUCUGACUGCCUGCGGUACGAAAUGCAGCCCCAGGGAGUGAUGGUCAGCAUCGUGGAGCCUGGCAACUUCAUAGCUGCCACCAACCUGUACAGCCCUGAGCGAAUCAAAGCCAUAGCCGACAAAAUGUGGGACGAGCUCCCUGAGAUAGUGCGCAAAGACUACGGCAGGAAGUACUUCGAUGAGCAGGUGAGCAAGAUGGAGACGUACUGCAACAGUGGCUCGACGGACACCUCGCCGGUCAUCGAAAGCGUCGCCCAUGCGCUCACCUCCACGACCCCCUACACCCGCUACCACCCCAUGGAUUACUACUGGUGGCUGCGCAUGCAGAUCAUGACGCACAUGCCUGCUGCCAUUUCGGAUCGGCUCUAUGUCUAUUGAGGCCUCGCACUCCUAGGCUACCCAGGUGGGAAACUUGUUUUAAAGUGAGUAUUGUACACACUUCCCAUUAGUCAUUUUAAAAUUUUUCUAACCUCAUUUCAGAGUACUGUAUUUUAGCUCUAAAGGGUUUGUUUAAACAUCUGACAUAACCUAAAGGGCAGUAAUUUGCAAGGGAUGCUUCACAGGCAGGAAUACAUUAUGUUUGUGCAGUGACAUUAAUUCUUUGCUAUUGGUUUUAUGUAAUCCUUUUUUUUUCACCUCAAAUAUCAAGUUAAAAUCAUUAUUUAAACUGCGAUUGUUCUAAAGCGUUUUCAGAAUAAUUUCUGCUGAUGGCUGAACACUGUCUUCACAAUUCCUGCCUAGGAUGCAGCCUUCACACCAUAAAACAGAGGCCCUCCAUGCUGUAAUGGCAAACCACUGCCUCCUGAUGACAAAGAAUGUCCAACAGACUUUUCCAGGCCUGGUCACAGUAGCCCAAGGCAGAGCAGAGACUUCUUUAAUUUGGGGAUCAGAACUCAAAAUGCUCGAGAUGCUGAAACUGAGCAACUGACCCUGUCCCUUUCUCUCUUAGAAUUAUACUGAUGAAACCUUAGAGAAAAGGAACCAGUCUGCUUUUCUUGCAUGCUUUCUUGCAAAGGAGUUCAAUGAUCCAGGGACUCAAUCCUGCAGACCUUUCCCACAGGAGUUUCUUACUCAUAUGAGCAUUCCCAUGAGUGUGAGCAGCUUUACGCACAG
Balearica regulorum gibbericeps (East African grey crowned-crane) is the source of this 1820-nucleotide messenger RNA. The record is from RefSeq and is a predicted model, not a curated record. NCBI's taxonomy places the organism in Eukaryota, Metazoa, Chordata, Aves, Gruiformes, Gruidae.